UAGCCUGCUCAAACGGCAGGGCGCGCUCACUGACAUGUUGAGUAAAGUAGCGCCGCAACUUUGUCGAUAAAGAAGAUAAACAUAUGUUCUUCCGGCGCGGCCACGAGCGAAUUCUCUUCAUAUAAAUUAAAAAGGUGUGUCGUUCAGGUCGAAAAUAGUGCGAAAAGUGGAGUGUUCUUUUGAGUUGAAAACCUUCAUUGCGGGACCGCAGAAAUGUUCAUCUUCGUCAGGCUCAAAUAAGGAUCCAACUUACGACGUCUAAAAUAAAAAUAAUGGGUGUUAGAGGACUUCAAACCUACUUGGAAAAAUACUGUCCUCCUGGAUGUUUUCAAAAGGUUAACAUCGAGGAUCUCCUUGAGCAACACAGACAGGAGACUGGUGAGGAACACCCGGUUAUCAUUUUUGAUGGAUCGUCUUUUGUGCCGUUUUUUUAUCGUGAUCUUGACUGGGUAGCAGGAGGCCAGUUUAAGGAAUUUUUAGAAAAACUUGGAAAAAUUGUAGAUGGAUUUCGGGAGCUUGGAGUGCGUCAAGUGUAUUUUUUUGAAGGAGCAAAGCCGGAAAGAGACAAAAUUCCUGAAUGGCGCUGGAAAAAUACGGAGCAAAUAGAAGCGAUUAAUCAAGUGUUCGAUGCUUUAAAAAAAGGGACUCAAGUCGUUGAUCUGAAGCCUGUCUAUUAUACACCAACUUUCCCUUCAAAUUUAGGAUUUUCACAUUAUUUAAAGGAUUUAUUUGGCGUUGAAGUUCUCAUAUCUAGCAGAAGAGAAGUUGAGGUGGUGGAUUUUGCCAAGAGGAAUAACUGCUUUGCAAUGUUCUGUCAAGACACCGAUUUUAUCAUUUAUGGCGGAGCAAAAUAUACGCUAUCGGCGAUGCAUUUCCAGCUGGAGACAAUGAGCACGUACAAUUAUGACAGAAACUUGUUAGCCAGUCAUUUGGGAAUACAAGUGACUCAACUUCCAAUAUUAGCAACUUUGAGUGGGAAUGGUUACGCAGAUUAUGAGGAUUUGAGGAUAUUCCACCAGGCGCUCUGCAAGGACAGCUAUCGACCAAGUUAUAAAGUGUUGUUCCCAGCUUUGGGUAGGUACAUCCAAAGGUUGCCAAAAGGGCAAGCACUCUUUGAGGCACUCCCGCGAAUAGCCAAGGAGGUUUUGCACGCCACGGAAAAAGCCCGCAUUCUCAAAAAUAGUAUCUGUAGUUACUCAUUUGAGUCUGAAGUGGGUUUACAUGCUCCUACCGCAGCCAAUUACCCUCAAUGGGAGGAAAUUUGCAAAAAAGCUGAGGAGCUCCACAUUGAAAACCUCAAUACAGCGGUCAUUCUAAAUAUUUUGAGAGGGACGCCUUAUCGGUGCACUGUCAUUCUGGAGGAUCUCCGUGAUACCUCUUUGCCCCCCAGUGGUAAAUUGUUCCGGCCGAUGAGACAGAUGCUUUUUGGAAUACUUCUCGCAGAGAGACCACCAGAACUUGGAUCUCAACUAUUUCAAGAAUGGAGCACAGAAAAACCCGAUUGUUCGGGAGAGUUCAAGGGAGAGUUGUACUUGGUAAAACCACAGCUGCCGGCAGCUCACCAUCCGGGACUUCUGGCACUGUGGGGAGAGGACAGGUCGGAGGAGAUGCAAAAAAUCAGGUGGAAAUUAUUCACUCAGGCUGUUUCUCCAAACUUGAACUACCAUGAGCUAAAAAGCCUCCCGGAAUAUUUGGUACUUUCAACGCCUGUUUUAGUUUACUUGAAGGAACACACGGAGAUGGAAGAAUGGGAAAUAAAUGCCUUGAUUGCAACAGUGGUCACACUACCCCAUGAGCCUCUCAACUAUCUAGCAGAAUUACCAUCAGACCCCAUUGAUGUUCGGGCGGUGAUUAUUGCCUCCAUAUUUAAGCGCGGCUUGCAAACUGUUUUCAGACUUUUGAAUGCAUGCGGUUUCCCAUUCCCGCGAUCAAAGGUAUUUCAACACCCUUACUUUGACGGGAAACUUUUUCAAGAAAGGUACCGGAAAGCGAAAGAUGGAGCGAAAUUCUUUGAUCUCUGUGGCGGUCGGGUAUCAGGAUUGGAAAAAUUCCAUAAUGUCAGAGCCAUCGUUUUCAAGGAUUCGCCGCAUUGAAGGCAAAAGAUGAAACUUCUAAACCUGCGGAUCUUCGCUCUUGGAUGUACACAGUAUCUAUCUUGCUUUUUUGUUGGUUGCAACAAUUAAAAACGCAUCAUACGAUGAUUUACUCAAUUGUUUACUUAUUUUACUCAAGUGAAUACUAUUUGGAAAUAUUUGUUUAUUUUUGUACUAAGUAUAAAGUAAGUUUUGAGUUUUAGCA
Messenger RNA from Bemisia tabaci, 2298 nucleotides. RefSeq names its product constitutive coactivator of peroxisome proliferator-activated receptor gamma. Gene Ontology annotation, cellular component: nucleus. Lineage: Eukaryota; Metazoa; Arthropoda; Insecta; Hemiptera; Aleyrodidae. The record is from RefSeq and is a predicted model, not a curated record.